CUCACAAUUACCCUCAUACAGCAAUCGAAAUCACAAAGAAAUUAACAACAAAACGGAGUAUGCUGGCUUAAAUGGAGUAACACUUAGAAUAAGCAUAUUAACAAUACAUUCCGCGCGUGCUAACUGCACGAAAACACAUCCAUAAAACGCCGACGAAUCCGCAGAAAGUUUAAAACCGAAAUCAAUAAAUAAUAGUCAAAAAUCAUUUAAAGCUGCUGCAAUUGAAACAUUUAAAUAGAUAUAUUGACUGCGAAUUUUUGCCGGCAGCUGUCGCUUUUCCCAAGCAGCACUCGAUUUGAACUUUAAAAGUGGAACGUUGAGUGGGAGUGAGAAGGAGGGUCGCAUCAUGUUGUCUCGCCUGCAAGAAUUCCUGUCACGCCAUCGCCGUAAAUUCAUUGUGACUGGGGUGCUGGUGGGAGGCACCAUCUAUGCGGCACGAUAUGCCCAGCGCAAGCUGGUGGAGUAUCAGGAGCGGCAGGCGCGUGAGUUCUUCGAGCGCACUCGGCGGAUGCAUCACUUUGAGUCGACGGAACGCACCUGCAACCAGGUGAUACUCGGCAUGGGGGAGGAGAUGUGCCAGGCGGUGUUGCAUGAGUGCAGCACGGACGAGUUGCUGGAACAGCUGCGUCAGAAUCCCAGCAACAAACUGGAGCUGUGGGAGCAAAUGAAAAUUAUAUCGUUCACGCGACUUGCCACAUUUGUGUAUGCCUCAUCGAUGCUGGUGAUGGCGUUGCGUGUCCAGCUCAAUCUCCUGGGCGGCUACAUCUAUCGGGACAUUAUGACGGAGCAGCGUCAAAUCACCGACGAACUGAAGCAGCAGUACUUGUCCCUCAUACGACACUUCAUCACGGAUGAUGGCAUCCGGGAUCUUGCGAGAUUCAUACGCAGCAAAGUCGUGGAGGUCAUGAAGUCGAUGCCACUAACACGCCAACUGACGCUGGCGGAUACAGAGCAAAUCUUCUGGUCACUCCAAAUGGCCAUCAAUGGCGACACACGACACGAUCCCAACUCCAAGAUGACCAAGUAUCUGCUGCCCGAUCUCAGUCGACUGCAGCAGAGAUCGAACUGCUCGCCGCUGCUGCAACAGAUGUAUAACGAAACGCUGGACAUGCUGGAGAGCGAGGAUUGCAUUGGUGUGUGUGUGCACAAUGUGAGUCGCGGCUUUGUGCUCAGCUGUGAUGCGAUUGCCGAGUCCAUGGGAGAGACACUGCAGCAUUUGGCGCCGGGUGAACUGCAGCAGCAGCAACCCCUAAACGGCCAAAACAAUCCAAGCAACAACAACAAUCUGCUUAACGUCAAUACGGUGCUGUUGGCGUUGGCCAAACUCAUACCCAUCAUCAGUGGACUCACCUCCCACGGCUACGACAGCGCUGCCAGGCCGCACAAUCUGCCGACGCAGCUGCUCAGCUUCUAUGUGGUGUCGGAGAAGUCCAAAAUGCUGGGGGCCAAUGUUUACGAGACCUUCAGCUCCGGCUAGGAGCGACUAUACAUACACAUAAAAAUAGACUAGGAUUAAGACUAUGUUAUAGACGUGUAUUUUUAAUGAGGAACAAAUUCGAUCUUUCGUAAACAUUGCAUGUAUGUAUGUCUAUUAGGCCUAGCUUGGAUAAGAGUAUUUUAUUGGAUAUAUGCAGAAUCUAGCAAAUGGUUUGGCAUAAUCUAUCAAACGUAACAUACAAAAUAAGCAAACGUAAUAAAUGUAAAUGGAAAAGUGGUAAAAAAUAAUAUAUUUUCGAAAAUUCAUCCAGCUAAAAUACAAAUAAUAAAAUAGAUAACUGGUGGGCAGCUAUUUUUCAAAUUAUAUGUAACAAGUCAGAUGACAAAGUAAUUAAACAUUCUAAUUGAAA
Drosophila innubila is the source of this 1847-nucleotide messenger RNA. RefSeq names its product peroxisomal biogenesis factor 3 (gene Pex3). The coding region runs from base 347 to 1477 and encodes 376 amino acids. Gene Ontology annotation, cellular component: peroxisomal membrane. The record is from RefSeq and is a predicted model, not a curated record. Gene Ontology annotation, biological process: protein import into peroxisome membrane. Gene Ontology annotation, molecular function: protein-macromolecule adaptor activity. Lineage: Eukaryota; Metazoa; Arthropoda; Insecta; Diptera; Drosophilidae. The transcript has 2 exons.